AUGGUCAAGCUCGAAGAAGUCCCCGACGAGGAGUACGAGAAGCAGCAGAACGGCCCCCAAGAAGAUGAAGACGAAUGGGACACAGACGACGACUCCGAAGUCUCCGACGUCGACGACGACGACUCCCUCGACGAAUCGCUCCUCGACCGCGUCUACGCCCUCAAAGACAUCGUGCCCCCCACCUACCGCAAGAACCUCUCCAGCGCCGCGUCGACAGGCUACUCGUGGGUGUCGCGGGGUCUGGGCUUCAGCGGGAAGACGUUGUGGGUCGUCAGCACGAGCGCGCUGUUGCUGGGCGUGCCGUGGGCGCUGGCGUUUAGUGAGGAGCAGCAGGUGCUGGAGAUGGAGAGGGAGAUGAGGAUGCAGCAGGGGGCGAAUGAGCUUUUGACGGGCGCGGGGCAGGGGCAGACGGGGGCGAAGCCGGCGUUGUAG
Messenger RNA from Zasmidium cellare ATCC 36951, 432 nucleotides. RefSeq lists its product as uncharacterized. Bases 1 to 432 code for a protein of 143 amino acids. The transcript is spliced from 2 exons. Lineage: Eukaryota; Fungi; Ascomycota; Dothideomycetes; Mycosphaerellales; Mycosphaerellaceae. Gene Ontology annotation, cellular component: mitochondrial outer membrane. Gene Ontology annotation, biological process: intracellular protein transport. The record is from RefSeq and is a predicted model, not a curated record.